AUGAUCUCAGAUUAUCUUUCCAGACAUCCGCACGCGAGACACGCGACAAACACAGUAGCCGAACAAUAUAUCAGUUUUAUCACUGAUAACACUUUGCCAGAUGCAUUGAAACUAUCAGACGUAGCUAAAGCUACUAAAUCAGACUGUGUAUUAAGUUGUGCCAAGAAUGCAAUAGAAACAAAUGACUGGAAAAAUCAGAAAUGCCAAUCCGAUGAAAGUUUUCGUUUAUACGAAAAUUUAAACAAGAAUCAAGAACUUGCAGUUGCAUAUACCGAUGAAGGAUAUGUGUUGUUACGGGGUACACAGCUUUGUAUACCAGAAACUUUGCAAAAACAAACAGUGUUACUUUCGCACGAGGGUCACCAAGGCCAAUCAAAGUGCAAAGGAUUACUUCGGGAAUAUUGUUGGUUCCCGCAUAUGGAUAAAAUGGUUGAAGAAGCAUGCAAAUCAUGCAUUGUGUGCCAAGCUGCAUCACCAGGAUGUACUCCAGAUCCGAUAAAACCAACACCUCUGCCACGAGAUGUGUUUUCUGAAGUCAGUUGUGACUUUUGUGGACCAUUCCCGGACGGGUACCUGUUAUUAGUGGUAAUAUGCGAUUAUAGUCGUUUUCCAAUAGUUGAGAGAGUCAGGUCAACAUCCGCAGAAACUGUCAUACCGCGUUUGGAAUCAAUAUUUUCGAUAUUUGGAUAUCCAGACGUAUUGAGAACGGACAAUGGACCUCCAUUUCAGAGUCGUACUUUCAGAGAAUAUGCUGAUAAGUCGGGAUUUAAACAUAAACGAAUUACUCCAUUGCACCCACAAGGAAAUGCAAUAGUCGAGCGAUUCAUGGCACCAUUGCAAAAAUCAGUCAAAACCGCAAUAGCAUCAGGUCAGGAUUAUAAGAGAGCGUUGAAUAGAUAUCUAAUGAAUUUUCGCAAUUCGCCACAAUCUUCAACACAAAAAGCUCCUAGUGAAUUAAUGUACAAUCGGAAAGUAAAAACGAAAUUACCAUCAAUGACAUUUGAAAAGCAAGAUACAGAUGUUCGCGACAGGGACAGUCUGUCAAAAUCGAAAAACAAACUUUAUGCGGACAAAAACAGAACAGCACAGCCAAGUGCAUUGAAAAUUAGAGACCGUGUGUUACUAAAACGAGAACAACGUAACAAAUUUGAGACAGUGUUUGACCCUACACCUGGCAUUGUCAUUGCUAGGAAAGGUUCAAUGCUAACAAUCAAGCACAGAGGAAAGGAAAUUACACGAGACGUGUCAAAGUUCAGGGUAGUUCAAGGUGGUCAUGAGCUGGCGCAGACGAAACCUGCAGAUACUGUAUUUGCACCACGUCAAAGGUCGCAAAGGAAACGACGACCGCCUAGACGUUUUGUCAAUGAAUGA
This is a messenger RNA of Mercenaria mercenaria, 1371 nucleotides long. RefSeq lists its product as uncharacterized. Gene Ontology annotation, molecular function: nucleic acid binding. Gene Ontology annotation, biological process: DNA integration. The record is from RefSeq and is a predicted model, not a curated record. The coding region runs from base 1 to 1371 and encodes 456 amino acids. NCBI's taxonomy places the organism in Eukaryota, Metazoa, Mollusca, Bivalvia, Venerida, Veneridae. The transcript has a single exon.